This is a messenger RNA of Archocentrus centrarchus (flier cichlid), 1735 nucleotides long. It is a transcript of the gene adoa, whose product is annotated as 2-aminoethanethiol (cysteamine) dioxygenase a. The transcript is spliced from 2 exons. NCBI's taxonomy places the organism in Eukaryota, Metazoa, Chordata, Actinopteri, Cichliformes, Cichlidae. Gene Ontology annotation, molecular function: oxidoreductase activity, acting on single donors with incorporation of molecular oxygen, incorporation of two atoms of oxygen. Bases 1 to 792 code for a protein of 263 amino acids. The record is from RefSeq and is a predicted model, not a curated record. Gene Ontology annotation, cellular component: mitochondrion.
AUGCAGCGGGACAAUAAAACUCCUCUCAUCCAGAAAAUAGCGAAACAAGCCUAUACGACAUUCAAAGGCUUGAAGUCGUCUGCCAACGGGGAUAAUGAAGUCGUUGAGGACAAACUCAAUGAACUAAUCUCCUUAUUGACUGCCGUCAGGGCUGCCGACCUGAAAAUUACUCCUCGGAAAACCAAAGCGAGCUCUGGGGCAGCAAGACUCCACAGCCCCCCGGUCACCUACAUGCACAUUUGCGAGACGGAGGUGUUCAGUAUGGGGGUGUUUCUACUAAGGACGGGCGCCUCCAUACCGCUGCACGACCACCCGGGGAUGAAUGGGAUGCUCAAGGUUCUCUAUGGAACGGUGAACGUCCGCUGCUGUGACAAGCUGGAGAAAAACCUGACUGUAAGCACCGUCCCACCUGUGUUUGAUCCCCCAUUAGCCCCUCUGCAGAUGGCCUCCGUGUGGCGUGCCAUGCUCGGCUCAGUUGUUGAGUACUCGGAAAACAGCGGGCCAUGUCUCCUUACUCCUGUGCGCAAUAACCUACAUCAGAUCUAUGCGGUGGAUGGGCCCGCCGCCUUUCUGGAUAUCUUGGCACCUCCAUACAAUCCAGAUGAUGGGCGGGACUGUCACUAUUACAAAGUCCUGCAAAGUGCAUUAGAAACUGAAACUGAUGUAAAAGGUCAUCAGGAACAGCAGGGAGAAAAGGAGAAAGAAGAGGAGGUGUGGCUCUUAGAAAUCCCUCAGCCAGAGGACUUCUGGUGUGGUGGGGAAUCCUAUCCAGGGCCUGAGGUCUCUGUCUAAUGGAAGCCUGUGCUCAAAUCUACACUACAGAAUAUGACAGACUUAACAUUGUGACAUCCAUCCAUUCACAAGAGGGAACUUUUUGUUUUGCUUUCUUCCACAAGGAAACAAAACAGUGGAGUCAUUAUUAUCUCAAAGUUGAAAGGACUGACUGCUUUUCUGUUUCAUAAGGAUGCUACAGCAGGGCAGAGGCAUACAGAGACAGGGGCUUAAAGUGACAGCCCUCUUGGAAUAAGGACCACUGAACAAUCUUCCACAAAUGCUAAAUAUCCCUGUGUUACUGGGAGAAGUGUUGACAUAAGGAAUUCUCAUUUCUAAUAAGGAGUUGUGCUUCAGACCAUUAUGCUGCCUUGUAUACUCAUGAAUAUUAUCAGCUCAGCCUUGUGAAUGGUGGAGGAUCAUUAAGAUCUCUGCCAUAUAUUGUGAAGCUUGGAAAGCUCUUUGCUCAUUAUCAUUUCUUUCUGCUGCAGAGGACCUCCACAUCGUGAUGUGAAUUGAUGCCAAAGCCUGUAGCCCCACUCCUAUCUGCCUUAUGUGUGUUUAAUGAAUGUAUACUUUUAAAGAAAACCGUUUCUAUCGUACCCUCUUAUUUCUUCGUCCACGUUGCACACACUGCAUUAUAUUUACUUUAUUCUCUUUUUAUGUUUUUUGGCUUGUUCAGGAUAAAAUCCUUGCUAAACAGGUUUGGUCAGUUAUCGGGGAUUGCUACAGUAUACUAUCAUUUAACUGAAUGAAAUUGGACAUUACGGUAAUUUUUAAAAAGUGUUAAAAAUGGAAGCUGUGUUGGAUAACUUUAAAAUUUUGAUGAUAUAAAGCCAGCACUCAUUUUCAUUGUCUUUCACAUGUAGCUUAAAUAAUUCCAGUCUGUAUGCUGCUUUAUGUUACUUAAGCUCUUGACUCUCCUUUGGCCUACAUUUAUCUUCAUGUAUGUCUAUGUGUCAGU